AUGGCGUCAUCCUUAGGUGAUGCCGCAAGGAUUUUGGGCAUAUUUCCCACUCCUUCAUACAGUCAUCAAAUAGUGUAUCUUCCUAUCAUGAAGGAAUUAGCAAAUAGAGGACACGAGGUUGUUAUAAUAACCACCAACCCUAUGGAAGGGGAGAUACAAAAUUUGAAGCAAAUUGACGUAAGUUAUGCCUACAAAGUUUCUAAGAAACUUAACGUGACACAGAUGAUAUACGAGAAUAAUAGAAAUCCUUUCAAACUUAUUAAUGAUUUGAUGGACGUGUUCAGUAAUUUAGUCAUCAAAGAGUUAGAACAUCCUGAAAUACAAUCAAUAAUUGCUAAUGAAUAUGAACAUUUCGAUCUCCUGAUGGUUGAGUACAUGUUCCCAACGUUCCUCGCUUUCAAGCAUCGAUUCAACUGCUCCAUGAUUGGUUUAACAUCGUUGGAUUCCUCUUACCAUGGUCACGUCGCAGUCGGAAAUCCAGUUCAUGCCGUUCUAUACCCCGACGCUGCUUUGCCUUUUCAAACACAAAAGUUAAAUUUCUUUGAGAGGUUGCAAAGUUUCAUAUUUGAGCAAUUUAUAAACUAUUACAUCAAAUACAUAACCAAUCCUACAGAGGAAGCGACAAUAGCCAAGUAUUUUGGGAACAACUAUCCUUCUCUACCGGAGCUUAUAGCUUCAAUAGAUAUGCUAUUCAUAAACGUCAAUUACAUCCUACACUCUAUAAGACCGUUGACACCAGCCACCGUUGCCAUUGGUCCGUUCAUCCAAAUAAAACCACCCACGGAUUUGCCAGAAGAUUUGAAAUUAUUUUUGGAUGAAGCGAAAGAGGGAGUAAUUUAUUUUAGUUUAGGUACAAACGUUAAAAGCAAAGAUUUAGCGCUGGUCACGCGUGACGUUAUUAUGAAAACUUUUGCAAAACUGCCGUAUAAAAUACUUUGGAAAUUCGAAUCUGAAAAACUACCUGGACAACCAGACAACGUGAAAAUUGUCAAGUGGGUACCGCAGCAGGAUAUCUUAAGACAUAAAAACGUUAAAUUAUUUAUUAGCCAAUGCGGAUUGCAAUCUUCAGAGGAAGCCCUUUACUAUCAAGUACCAAUUCUGGGUUUGCCAUUCUUUGCAGAUCAAAUAAGCAAUGCCUACAAAUUAGAUAUGAACGGAUUAGGUUUAUCUUUGAAUUAUAAAGAAUUAACCAUCGAAAAAUUUGCAUUUAGCAUUAACGAACUAAUUAAUAAUCCUAAAUAUAAAAUCAAAGUUAAGGAGAUUUCAAAUUUACUUAAGGAUCAACCGAUGUCAAGUUUAGAGAGAGCCGUUUGGUGGACAGAGUACGUCUUGAGGAACAAAGGAGCGCAACACUUGAAAGGCCCCGCCGUUCAUAUUCCAACAUAUCAAUAUUUCUGCUUGGAUAUAAUUGCUUUCUUUGCUUUUAUACUGUGUAUACUAAUUUCAGUUACUUACUUGUUAGUUAAAAAAUGCUUAAAAUGUACCACAAGGAAGAUUAAGCGCGAUUAA
Molecule: messenger RNA, 1509 nt
Organism: Nicrophorus vespilloides
Lineage: Eukaryota; Metazoa; Arthropoda; Insecta; Coleoptera; Silphidae
Product: UDP-glucuronosyltransferase 2B33-like
Exons: 4
Coding region: 1-1509 (502 amino acids)
Molecular function (GO): UDP-glycosyltransferase activity
Source: RefSeq, a predicted model, not a curated record